CUUCCCGCCCCUCUUCGGAAAUAGACGGAUCGUCUAUAUUCCGUUUAGUUUUUUUUUUUCUUUUCCUAUUUUUAAGUAAAUGAGCGCCAUGAACGUCACGAUGGACGACUAAAGUGCAGAACGGUCCCUCGGUUCUAACCCAUUAACGAUCCUGGUUUGAGUGGACCGGAUGAAAUCCUCCUGUGGUUUUCUCCGCUCGGCAGGGGAGGUAGCUGUGUCCAGAGGGGAGGUCAGCCCAACCAGGGGAAGGACGAAUGAAGUUCAUCCUACCCUGGGAACGCCAGAGGCUGUCUUUUCUUCUGGAAAAGGCUGCCUCUAGGGAAGUGGAGAUGUGGAAGGUCUACGUGCCAAAGAAGUCCAUCUCUCAGGAAAUGGACAUUUCCCCAGCUCAGCGUGAUGAGGCGGUGCGCUGGUUGACAGAACUCCACCGCAGACUGCGGCUUUACCCAGAAACCCUGGUGUUAGCUGUUAGCAUCCUGGACCGGUUUCUUGCUCCCAUCAAGGCUCGUCCAAAGUACCUGCGCUGCAUUGCCAUCGCCUGCUUCUUCUUGGCCGCUAAAACCUGUGAGGAGGAUGAGUGUGUGCCCUCGCUGAAGGAGCUGGCAGCCUCUAGUGACUGCGGCUGUUCUCCAUCAGAGAUCCUGAGGAUGGAGAGAAUCAUCCUGGACAAACUGAACUGGGAUCUGCAUACCGCCACGCCGCUGGACUUCUUGCACAUCUUCCAUGCGAUGGUGUUGUCGUACCGGUCUGAGUUUCUGAACGAGGUCUUGGAACUGAACUGGUCUCAGCACCUGGCUUUGCUGACUCGCCGGCUUUACGACUGUCUGGCCGACCACACGCUUAUCCAGUUCAGAGGUUCCAUGCUGGCUUUGGCGCUCAUCAGUCUGGGUCUGGAGACCUGCUGUCCUGAUUGGUUGCUUCUCACGAUCGACCUGCUGAAGAAGGCACAGAUGGACAGCUCCGACCUGAUCCGGAGCCGAGAGUUUGUGGCUCGUAGCCUCUCCACACCUGGAGCUUUCCUGCCUCCAAACACCAUCUACAUCUACCAUCCCCUGCAGGCUCCACCCCCCUGCGGGACCCUGGGGACCAUGGGAAGUUCCAGGUACCAGUCCCCUGGUGCCGCUGCUCUGGACUCCCCUCACUCAGCUGGAGAGGAGCAGAACCAUGGACGUUGCUUCUGCUCGUACAGCAGCAGCAUCCCGGCUCUGCUGUCUCCACCCCCACACUUCCGCCAUCUUUCCGUCCUGCACAAGGUCACCCUGCGCUGCAAGUCAUCCGCCAAACGCAAGGUGGAGGUGAUGGAGGACGACGACUUCUACGAUGGCAUGAAACGCCUCUACAAUGAAGACGCUACUGCCACCAUCAAUGAGGAGGUGUUACCAGUGACCGCUGGCACCAGCAACAUGUUGUCCCGAGAGAACAGCAACUCCUCCCCCUGCCCACCUCUGCAGCCUUGUUAGCAACUACUAGGGACCAAACCACAACCUGCUGCACACAAUAAACAACAACUCCAUUUCAAAAUAAAGUUUUUCCCCAAAAUUCAGUUUAACAACAGAUAAUAGAACACAGGCUGAAGAAACCCCGACAUUCAGGCAAUUUUAUGGCAACUUCGUCUGUAAUAUGCAACAAUGGCAGAGUGUUAGGUUUGAGGAAAGGUUUUUAAUCAAAGACAGAUUCUGAAUUCCUUAGUUUGAGUUUUUUUUUUUUUCCCUGUUUGCAUCAGAGCGUUCAGCUGUUUCCCUUCCCUCAGGGCCGUCACAUGUUGAUUUGGUACAAAUUUUACACUAGAUGUUCUUCCGGCAGAACUCCAGAUCUCCAACAGACAGGGGAAGGUCUGAACCCACAACCUGUGAGUCAGGAGUGCUAACCGCUGCACAUCGUGAGUAAAUAGUACAUUGGUGUUAUGUCAGAAGAAAAGCUAAUUUACAGUUUUUCUAACGCAUACUUUGGUUAAAAUUCUUUUUUGGAUGAAUUUCAUUUAAUUCUAAAAUUGCAGUUUGUUCAAAGUAUUAUAAAAGGUCAGUCCCCCCUCCCAAACAUUAAUACUCUGCUGUGAGGUGCAAAAUUAUUAUUUUUUCCAUAAACCAGCAAUUUUGCACCAGCUCCUUUUGCAAUGUUGUCCAUCUGAGCUGCUAAUAAAAUUGUCUUUUUGUCAUAAAACAUGACAAACAUACAAACGUAGUCUUUGAGAAUUUUGAUUCAAACCACACACACGCAUUCAGCCACCUGAUGUCAACUCCCAUCAGCCCUUGCAGCCUUUACACCCCCCCCCCCCCCCCCCAAAAAAAUACAAACAUAAAAAAAAUAUAUAAAAAUAAUGCUGCUACUGUUAAAAUCUACUGU
Molecule: messenger RNA, 2343 nt
Organism: Thalassophryne amazonica
Lineage: Eukaryota; Metazoa; Chordata; Actinopteri; Batrachoidiformes; Batrachoididae
Gene: ccni
Product: cyclin I
Exons: 10
Coding region: 255-1460 (401 amino acids)
Biological process (GO): regulation of cyclin-dependent protein serine/threonine kinase activity; mitotic cell cycle phase transition
Cellular component (GO): cytoplasm; cyclin-dependent protein kinase holoenzyme complex; nucleus
Molecular function (GO): cyclin-dependent protein serine/threonine kinase regulator activity
Source: RefSeq, a predicted model, not a curated record